Aspergillus aculeatus ATCC 16872 is the source of this 3783-nucleotide messenger RNA. Its product is annotated as peroxidase/cytochrome P450 family protein. Gene Ontology annotation, biological process: response to oxidative stress. The record is from RefSeq and is a predicted model, not a curated record. The transcript has 13 exons. Lineage: Eukaryota; Fungi; Ascomycota; Eurotiomycetes; Eurotiales; Aspergillaceae. The coding region runs from base 317 to 3658 and encodes 1113 amino acids. Gene Ontology annotation, molecular function: iron ion binding; oxidoreductase activity, acting on paired donors, with incorporation or reduction of molecular oxygen; heme binding.
UUAGGGAAUACGGCACAUAUGCAAGUGGCGAGCCAGCGACGCCGUCCGCAACUGUGUCAUUAGUAUUGUUGCGCUGGGAUUCGAUGCACUGGAUCCACAAAUUGGCUGGCACGGUUGAUCGCGGACGGACUCCCAUGCAGUGCCUCGUUUAAAGUCCUGUUGUUAUUUCGGACAGAUCAAAAGCCUGGGCACCUGCCGUCGGUUGCUUUUUCUCUCUUGCUUGCACCCCUUCGUCGGCUAUAGCCAUUCGUCUCCAGCUUUUAUCUCUCCGUUUCCACGCUUUUUUCGUAUUCUACACUUAAAUCAUAUAAUCAUAAUGUUGCGCCGAUUCUCCAGCACGUUCAAGAAGGGAAAGGGGGAGCGCGAACCGAAGCCAAAUGGUACUCAGACCAACGGGACGAAACGUCCGUCCAAAGUUUCGCCGGCGCCCAAUUCAUCAUCGGAUGAGAGUCACAGUGAGCCGCGGUACGAGAAGCAAGAUAAGCACGACGACGGUCUGUCUGCUUUCGAGCGAUAUGCCCAGGUUUUGCACGCUUCGCAGCGUCCUCUGCCGAACCAGAACGGCGAUGGAACCUACAUCGAACAUGAACACUCCAGCAGCAUGUUCUCGGAUUUGAGAACUCUGGGCAUCAAGGAUGUUGGUACAUUGAAGGACCUGAUCAAGAAUAAAGCCAAGGGCGAGUUUAUCGACGAUAAGACCAUGCUUAUGGAACGCAUUAUUCAGCUCGUCAGCGCUCUGCCCGGAAACUCCAAGAAUCGUGUCGAUCUCACUAAUGCCUUUUUGGACGAGCUCUGGGGCUCAUUGCCUCACCCUCCUCUCUCGUACAUGGGGAAUGAGUAUGCGUACCGCUCUGCCGACGGCUCGAACAACAAUCCCACCCUUCCGUGGUUGGGCGCUGCAAACACGCCAUACGCCCGUUCGAUCGCUCCCCUGACAAUUCAACCCGGUGGACUUCCUGAUUCAGGUCUCGUCUUCGACUGUCUUUUUGCGCGCGAGAAGUUCACCCCCCACCCGAACAAGGUUUCCAGUCUUUUCUUCGAUUGGGCCUCUCUGAUCAUCCACGAUAUCUUCCAGACAGACUACAGACAGCCCCACAUCAACAAGACCUCGGCAUACCUCGAUCUCUCCAUCCUCUACGGUGACACCAAGGACGACCAGGAUCUUGUCCGUACCUUCAAGGAUGGAAAGUUGAAGCCGGAUACGUUCUCGGAGCAGCGUCUGCAAGCGUUCCCGGCGGCCUGCAGUGUUCUCAUGGUUAUGCUGAGCCGAUUCCACAACUACGUUGUUGAAGAGCUGGCGGCCAUUAAUGAAAAUGGUCGUUUCACUAAACCUCGUCCCGGGCUUCCAGAGAAGCAGGCCCAAGAAGCGUGGACUAAGUACGAUGAGGAUUUAUUUCAGACUGGUCGACUCGUCACAUGUGGUCUGUUCAUCAACAUCACCCUGUACGAUUACCUCCGUACAAUCGUCAACUUGAACCGGAGUAACAGUACCUGGUGCCUGGAUCCCAGAGCCCAGAUGGAGGGUAGCAAGACCACCCCUUCUGGUCUAGGAAACCAGUGCUCCAUCGAGUUCAACUUGGCCUACCGCUGGCACUCUGCUAUUAGUGCCGGUGACGAGAAAUGGACUGAGCAGGUCUACGAAGAGCUCAUGGGCAAGCCUGCCGAGGAGGUUACCCUCCCCGAGCUUCUCAUGGGACUCAAGAAGUACGAAGAGACCAUUCCGAAGGACCCCAGCCAGCGUACCUUCGCUGGCUUGAAGCGCCAGGAGGAUGGGACAUUCAAAGAUGAAGAGCUCGUUCACAUUCUUAAGACUGCUAUUGAGGACGUUGCAAGCUCGUUCGGUGCCCGUAAUGUUCCCAAGGUUCUGAAGUCCGUCGAAAUCCUGGGUAUCGAACAGGGCCGUAAGUGGAACGUCGGAUCGCUCAAUGAAUUCCGCAAAUUCUUCAACUUGAAGCCCUAUGAGAAGUUUGAAGACAUCAACUCCGACCCUGAGGUCGCUGAUGCUCUGCGGCAUCUGUACGAGCACCCUGACUACGUCGAGCUGUACCCCGGUAUCGUCGCAGAGGAAGCCAAGGAGCCAAUGAUUCCUGGAGUCGGCAUUGCUCCUACUUACACAAUCUCCCGUGCGGUGUUGUCCGACGCGGUGGCUUUGGUCCGUGGAGACAGAUACUACACUAUUGACUACAACCCCCGAAACCUCACCAACUGGGGCUACAACGAGGUACGUUAUGAUCUCAACAUCAACCAGGGAUGCGUGUUCUACAAGCUGGCGACGCGUGUCUUCCCCAAUUGGUUCAAGGGAGACUCCAUCUAUGCCCAUUACCCCAUGACAAUUCCGAGUGAGAACCGGAACAUCAUGAAGAACCUCGGUCGUGAGGCCGAUUACUCUUAUGACGCACCCCGGUACACCGAACCUACUCCCUCUCUACUUUCUUAUGACAACGUCAAGUUGGCCUUGGACUACGGGAAGGACUUCCGCGUCAUUUGGGGUGGUUUGACUUCCGUUCACGCUGGCAAGGGAGGUACCGACUUCUGGAGCAAGUCUCUCGACAACGAUCAGUGGCGUACCAACAUUAAGGAUUUCUACGAAGACGCCACUCUGAAGUUGCUUGGAGAGAAAUCAUGCAACCUUGCUGGUAGGAGACAGGUGGACAUUGCUAGAGAUGUUGGAAACCUCGUUCCUGUGCACUUUGUGUCGAAGAUCUUCUCUCUGCCUCUGAAGACAAAUAGCCACCCACGUGGUGUCUACUCUGAACAUGAGAUGUUCAUGAUCAUGGCAACGCUUUAUAGCUCCAUCUUCUUCGACGUGGAUCUCAUGAAGUCCUUCUCUCUUCACCGCGCUGCUCAGGCUGUCUCGCAGGAACUGGGUCGACUCGUUGAGGGACAUGUCAAAUCCAUCAACUCCCCCAGCUUCCUUUCGGGUAUCAUUGACAGCUUCCGAGAAGAUCAUAAUGUUCUCAAGGAUUAUGGUGACCAGCUCAUCAAGCGACUUCUUGAGAGUGGCCACGGGGUAUCUGAGGUUACAUGGGGACAGAUCUUGCCGGCAGCUGUGGAGAUUGUGCAUAACCAAGCCCAAAUGUUCACUCAAAUCAUCCACUUCUACCUGACUGAGGGCAAGCAGCAUCUGGCUGCGAUCAACCAGCUGGCCAAGCAGGACACUUUGGAUGCUAACGAUAAUUUGACGCGUUACUGCCUGGAGGCGAUCCGCCUGAACGGUAACCUGGGUACCUACCGUGAGGCUCAAACCAACAUCACCCUGUCCGAUGACAAUGGCCCUGUCUACCUCAAGGAGGGCGAUAAGGUCUUUGUUGGUUCUCGCGGAGCCAACCGUGACCCGAUCGCCUUCCCCUCUCCUGAUGAGAUCCGCCUCGACCGCCCUAUUGACUCUUACAUCGACUUCGGCACAGGUCCUCAAAGCGGCUUGGGCAAGGAAGCUACCCUAAUUGCGGUGACGGCCAUGGUGCGCGUUGUAGCGCGGUUGGACAACCUCCGUCCUGCCCCUGGUGCCCAGGGAGUGUUGAAGAAGAUCCCUCAGAAGGGCGGUUACUCCGUCUAUCUUCGGGAGGACCACGGCGCUUACUCGCCUUUCCCCACUACCUACAAAGUCCACUUCGAUGGUGACGUCCCUGCUCCUCAGCGACAGGUCACUUCUGCUUGAGCCGGUUGCGGACUAUAUUGAUACUCCUAAUCUAGUUUUGCUAUUUUUGUUUGAGAUAUCCUUUUAGUUUGAAACAAUAUGUCUAAUCAAGAGUGAAUUCUUGUUACAUGAUAUUUUAAGUUGCC